Molecule: messenger RNA, 456 nt
Organism: Podarcis lilfordi (Lilford's wall lizard)
Lineage: Eukaryota; Metazoa; Chordata; Lepidosauria; Squamata; Lacertidae
Source: the annotation of a GenBank genome assembly
AUGCUGCAGCCCCAAGCCUUGCGCGCGGGGGGGGACCUCCGGCGGGGCGCGCAUGGCUUGCAGACCCUCGUCCUACGCACCGGGAGCCCGCGGGAGGGCUCCCCGUGCUGCGGGCGACUGCUGCAGCCCCAAGCCUUGCGCGCCGGGCGGGACCUCCUGCCGGGCGCGCAAGGCUUGCAGACACUCGCCCGAAGCACGGGAGCCCUCCGGAGGGCUCCCGUGCUUCGGGCGACAAGCUGCAGCCCCAAGCCUUGCGCGCCGGGCGGGACCUCCUGCCCGGCGCGCAAGGCCUGCAGACACUCGCCCGAGCACGGGAGCCCUCCGGAGGGCUCCCGUGCUUCGAGCGACAAGCUGCAGCCCCAAGCCUUGCGCGCUGGGCGGGACCUCCUGCCCGGCGCGCAAGGCUUGCAGACACUCGCCCGAAGCACGGGGAGCCCUCGGGAGGGCUCCCCGUGC